UAGCGCCGCAAUAGACACUGACAGAUGAAUGAAGCUAACCGUUAGCUUCUUGCUAGCUACAGCUACAUUGGGGUUUACAAACUGGCUGUAAAGCUCAGAAACAAGAAACCACUGGAUGCUAAAGACACUGAAGAAGCUGCUCAGAGUUUCCACCCACUGAGCUCCGUGUGCUCCACAGCUGAACUCAACACGGAAACGUGUUGGUACAGAUGUAGCUGGCUAAUAACAAACAGGAGCAUGCAUGGGAAGCAGUCGCCUGCGAUGGAUACGAGCCUGAAGCUGUCACCUGAAUCAACUGAUAACAAACCAAACCAGGAAGGCUGAGGCAACAGUGGAACCAUGUACUCAAGCCCUAAUCACCCCAUGAAGCCCAGCUACAACAGCAGCAGCAUCACUGAGCUGCUGGGCACCCUGUGUGACUGCAGCCUGUCUGGAGUAUCAUGGAAGCGUCGAGCCCUGGGUGGGGUCUCAAGAGAAGGAUUCCGUAGAGCUCUCAAGAGGCGUGCUUACGGUGCCCUGCUCGCCAAACUAUUUCUAGAUGGCAGCAAAGUUUCAUCUUCAGCACCGAGUGCCACAGUUCGUACGCCGCCCAGAAACAAAGUCCUGAUGAUAUGUUUCGACUUGCGGGUGGCAGGGUGCAGAGAGGAAGCAGAGAGGUUGGAGGAACAGCUUGGGAGGCUGCCGGAGGAAUCGUCCUCUGGCCUGAAGGAAAUAGAUGCAGUUCUUGAGCUCCUUGUGCACCUAGCUGGUUCUGCACCUCCACCCUCUACCUCUUUCAACAGGGACUACAUGAGACGAGAGCGGCCCGUGUUGCGGAGGCCUCAACCCUGGGGCUACCAGAGCGAAGAGCUUCAGCGGCUAGAGGCCAGGGCGUGGGGGCUAGUGUGCGGGGAGGAAUGGGGGACUUUGGAGAGUUUGUGUGGAACUCAGAGGUUGAUGGAUGCCCCUCCAGGUACAGGGCUGUUAGCUCUGAGGACCAAAUUGGAAGUGGAAGAAAGAUUUGAGAAGGAGACCAGGAUGACACUGUUUGGAGCACUGCAGCACACUCGCACUUCAGACAUAGAUAUAAGACUGGACCUGCCUCCUGUUCCCAGUAAUAUUGAUGUAACUGGGCUGGCUAUCAGGGUCCCCUCCUGUUCAGAUCAGUCUGAGGAUGAGGGCUUCCAGUCUUCGUCCAACCUGACCCCAGACUCUCAGUCAGAGCCCAGCCCCGUUCCAGACAUUGAUAUAUGGGAGGCUGUCCGCACUUUUGAGCCCGGAAGACGCCGCUGUUGGGAGUCUGUGGGAUGCCCACCAGGGAAAACUGAGUCUCUCUACCUAACUGAGGGAGGCAGGGAGGCCUUCGACCAGCUCUAUCGUCUUUGGGAGGGGGAGAUGAGGGUGGUGAGCACUGGUACCCCCUCCCCUGUCCUCCCACUGGACUCACAGACACAACUGGUAUCCAACCUCCUCAACGUCCUGAUUGGAGUGGCGUCCACAACCUUCCCUCUUAACCAGAGUGUUCAGUUUGACGUCCGGCCUGGAGUGUGCAUCUCAGGAGCCUCUCCAGAGAGCGUGUCUCGUCUCUUGAGGGAGGUGGCCCAGUACGGCACAUGCUACUUGAGGCUGAGUAACUUUUCUCUGCAGAGUGCCGACAAGAAGGGCCUAGUCUUCCAGGCUUUUACAGGAGGUCUCAGGAAGUACCUGCAUUACUACAGAGCUUGUGUUCUCAGCACUUCACCCACCCUCAGCCUGUUGACCAUCAGCUUCCUCUUUCGUAAGGUUGGCCGCCAACUCAGGUACCUGUCAGAGCUGUGCUGUGUUGACGGGCCUUUGGGUGUGGGCCAGGCUACCUUCCCUGUGGGUGUUAAACUGCUGUCCUACCUGUACAAUGAAGCACAGCAUAACUGCAGCAACGUGAACUAUCCGGUCCUGCUGUCGCUGCUGAAGAGCUGCUGUGAACCUUACACAAGGUUUGUGUAUGACUGGGUGUAUAGUGGCGUGUUCCGGGAUGUCCAUGGCGAAUUCAUGAUCCAGGUCAAUGAGGAGUACCUCAGUUUCAGAGACAAACACUUCUGGAUCCAAGGCUACACUCUGAUCUCUAAGGAUGUGGAGGAUUGUGUUCCCAUCUUCCUCAAACACAUUGCCAAUGAUGUGUACGUCUGUGGAAAAACCAUCAACCUCCUGAAGAUCUGCUGCCCACAGCACUACAUCUGCUGGUCGGAGCUGCCGGUGCCUCGCAUUGCUGUCACCUUCUCCCUUCAGGAGGUGGAGGAUAUCGAGAGGGACUGUGCUGUGUACCGCGGACGUAUGGAGAGGAUUGCCAAGCAUAGCGCCGUCAGCAGGGAAGAGCAGGCCCUGCGUACAGAGCAGGCACGCCAAGAGUUGAUCAAUCAGGUCAGAGCGUCAACAGCCAAAACUCUGGAAAGCAUCCGUGGACGUCAGGUGUCACAACGUCUGGCUGUAGAGGCCAAGAAGAGGGAGCGUUUUGAAGAGCUUAAACAGCAUCUGGAGCAGGAGCAAGAGUGGCGGAGUACAGCCAAGACGAAGCAGGAGGAGGAUGAUUUCAGCUUUGCCAGAGAGCUGAGGGACAGAGAGAAGAGAAUACAAGCCCUGGAAGAGCAACUGGAACAGAGAGCCAGGAAGGAGCUGAUUGCUCAGUACAGUCGUCUUUCAGAGGAAGCCGCCUGCAGAGAGAGACGAGCCUUGUGGAGGGUGCAGCGAAUGAGACUUGAUGAAGCACGAGCUCAGUUCUUUAUUCACGACAGAGAGCACAUUGAGGCAUUAGUAGCAAAAUAUCCUCUAGGACAGGAGAGACCUCCUGCAGACGUUUUGCCUCCUGUUUCCUCAACAGAACAGACUGAACAACAACUGAGCCUGUCAGAGCAGGAGAGUGGUGGGACCCAAGAAUCUGACGCUGUACCAUCACCCCCACCUGAACCAUCUUCACCACCCAUCACCCGCCUCACAGCAGACCAUGCCCUCAUCUCUGAAGCGAUCGAUAUCGAGGAUUUCCUCCCCAAAUCACCAAAUCCUGAAAGUCAGCAAGUGGACAUGGCCCUACAGGAGAUCGGCUCUGACCUACCUGAAGUGUGCCCAACAGCACAACUAGUUGACUAUGACUUCAGUGCCCCCUUUAGUCCACUCGAGGGUAUCGCUGGCCAAGCCUCAGUUCAGCCCCGGCCUCGCUGGGGACCUGCAGUCCAGCCUGACUUGUUUCAAAACCAUCCAUCUUUUUCUCACAUCCCCAUAGGAGAGAAUAUGUCUCAAGUCCAGGAGAAUGUCCCCAAAGCCAGCCCCUUCGGUCAAGCUUCCAAAUCUAGCUUUCCUCUAGGCCAGUAUACCCCAGAGGAGCUUCAAAAUACAUCUAAAGCCUGUGUUUAUGGAUAUCCCUCUCAAGCCACAGCAGAGCAAAUAGAUGGGACUGGUACAGCCACAGAUGACAAGCAAGAUGAAGUUGCACUUACCCCAGAACAGGACACUGAAAUGGAGAUUUUAGAAAGCAAAGCAGAUGAAAAAGAUGAACUUAAAACUAUUGAGCCUACAAAAGAAGAUAAUGUAAUUAUUACUGCCUCCUUCACCUCACCAGGGCAAGACGAUGGUGACCACAAAGUUGUGACAAGUGUUUCUGACUGUGGUGGGGGGAAAUCACUUGAGAAAAACACUCAGGGCCACAUCUCAGAUGUUCAAAACAAAGCCGAUGAAAACAUUUCUUUGCCAAAUGUUCACACUCACGUCUCCAGAGAGCUGCCUACAGAUGUUGUUCCCCCCCAACCAUCACCCAGCAUUCAUGGACACUCCUCUGACGCUAACAUAAAGGUUGGACAGUUUGUAUCUGAGGUCACUGCGCCUCAUUCGUCUCCUAACAUCCACGGCCAUGCCUCAGAUUCCCACAUCAAGAUUCGAGGACAUGUUUCAGAUGUCGAUGCUCCUCUACCUUCCCCCAGCGUCCAUGGUCACUCUUCUGAUGCUCACAUUAAAGUCGGGGAUAAUGUCUCAGAAUUUGAAGCUCUUUUUCCUACUCCCAACGUCCAUGGUCAUGCCUCAGAUUCCCACAUCAAAAUUGGGGAGUUUGUUUCUAACGUAGGUUCCCCUCUGCCCACCCCUAAUGUUCAUGGUCACAGCUCAGACGCUCAUAUCAAAGUUGGGGAGAAUGUUUCUGAAGUUGUUGCACUACUCCCUACUGCCAGUAUCCACGGUCACUCUUCUGAUGCAAACAUAAAAGUGGGCGAGUUUGUGUCCAAUGUAUCUGAAGCAAUACCUCGUUUGAGUAAGCACGGGCACAUCACGGACUGCACGCUUCAGCCAGGCUGUCAGGUGUCAGGAGCUAAACCUACCAUGUCCCCCUUACCCGGCAGCUCUUAUGGUCACUCCUCAGACUCAACGUUAGGUGUUGGAUGUGUAGUUUCUGGAGAUGAACCAAAAUGUCCUCCACUGCCGGGCAGCGCUUACGGUCAUUCCUCAGACUCCAAUCUAGGUGUUGGAUGUGUUGUGUCCAAAGCUGGAGCUGUACCAUCGCCACUGCCGGGCAGCGCUUACGGCCACUCCUCUGAUUCGUCGCUGGGUGUAGGUUGUACGGUGCUGGGGACUCAGCCGCAACCCUCUGCACUACCAGGCAGUGUUUAUGGCCACUCUUCAGAUUCUUCACUUAGUGUUGGAUGUGUGGUGAAGAGCAAUCAGCAGAAAACAGAGGACAAUGAAGGAAGUGAAGGUCUUAGGCUGGAGAGUCAUGGUGAGCAGCUGGUGGAGGGCAUGGGGUCCUGGGCAGCAGGCUUUGGUUUGUCCCCAAGAGAACAGUCUGAGCAGGAAUACCUCUUAGCUCUGUCUGCUCAGUACCAGGUGGACCUCUAUGAAGACUGCUAUAACCUAAUGGCUUCAUCACCCGAGUGUCAGCUGCUGAAGCAGGUAACUCGGGGCCCCUGGGGCCUUCCUGUGGAACCCACACUCCGUGGAGCUACAGACACCACUGCAGUCCAACUCAGCGAGAUGGUGUCCCUGCCGGUUCUGAUAAAACACUCUGUCACCACGCCACUCAUCACACAUGUGUCUUUGGUGAACAAGGCAGUGGUGGACUACUUCUUUGUGGAGUUGGGAGUGGAAAGACACUUUGAAGCACUGCGCCAUUUCCUGCUGAUGGAGGACGGCGAGUUUGCCCAGUCCCUCAGUGAUCGGCUCUUUGAAAAGCUGGGCAAUGGGCAGACUCCCGGUGAACUGCUGACCCCCUUGGUCCUGAACUCCAUCCUCAGUAAGGCCCUGCAGUACAGCUUGCACGGGGACACCCCCUUGGCCGCCAACUUCACCUUCGCCCUUCGCUUCUUCCCGGAGACCUUUCACCCGCACGCCCCUGACUCCCUCAACUGCCUGGAGCUACGCUACAAGGUGGACUGGCCGUUGAACAUCAUCAUCACAGACAGCUGCAUGAACAAGUACAACCGCCUGUUCUCGUUCCUGCUGCAGCUCAAACACAUGGUGUGGAGCCUCCGCGAUGUCUGGUUCCACCUGAAGAGAACAGCGCUGGUGAAGGGUGCGGGUCGCUCGGUGCAGUUUCAUCAGCUGCAGCUCUACAGACAUGAGAUGCAGCAUUUCGUCAAGGUGAUACAGGGAUAUAUCGCCAACCAGAUCCUGCAAGUGUCGUGGAGCGAGUUCACAGCCAAGCUGGCCACUGCCAGCGACCUGGAUGCCAUCCACCGCACACACGCAGACUACCUUAACAGAGCCAUCUUCAGGGGUUUGCUGACGGAGAAAGCGGCUCCGGUCAUGAACAUCAUCCACAGCAUCUUCAGCCUGAUCCUCAAGUUCCGGGCCCAGCUGAUCGCACAGCCGUGGGACAGCCAGCACGGCGAGGCUGUGCACCCCAGCUUCAUCGCCAUGCAGCAGUCAUACAACACCUUCAAGUAUUACUCUCACUUCCUUUUCAAAGUGGUGACCAAGUUGGUUAACCGAGGCUACCAGCCUCAUCUCGAGGACUUCCUCCUUCGCAUCAACUUCAACAACUACUACAAAGACUCUUGAGCUGUGUGCUGGUGUGUAUCUAAUUUUUAAAGUCACAAUUUCACAGACAUGUUAUAUACCUAACCAAUGCAGUAGUGUAUUGUGCACUGUACUUGUUUAUAUUUUUAGAAUCUUACCUCGGACACAAUCCAGAUAAUCUGACGUAUAAAGUUAUUCUUGCUUUCACGUCAGUGUGCAGAAUACAUUAAAACCCCACCUGGACUUUACACUGAGAAAGGAUUUGACAUUGAAACCACAUUAGGCAAUCACCCCACAUCAACGUGCAGGAUGUGAACUACAUGCCUGCUGCUUGAUUAAUUAGUCUGCUUCUAAAAUCUCUAUGCUGCCAAAGUUUGUAAUUGUGAUGAAGCUAAUGCCUGUAAUGAAAUGUAAUGCCUCCCGUGCUCAGGUGUGCCUCCAGCUGUGUAGAUCUAAGUGCAUAUAGCUUGAAUUGAAAUUAGAUGUAAAUACUUAAGGAAAAUGCUUUGUUCAAUAAAUGCUCUAUUCUUUCCUCUUGACCUUUAAGCCCUUUUAUAAAGAAACGACAACUGUUACUUGAGUAAAAAAAAAAACACUGUAUAAUGCCAGAAAACAAGAAGUGCAUGGCCUUAUGGGUAGUAGAUAUCAACUUCAGCUAAUACAAAAAUACAGAUGCUAAAGGGAGCCAAAUAUCUCUGUCUCUCUCUUUCUGUGUGUGUACAGAUGUAAAUAAAGAAAAGUUAAAAGAUGAAUGCAGUUGGACCCAUUGGGUAACUAAUGUGUGUUGCUAAUUUAGUCAUGAGUAUGUUUCAACUAAUUAAAGUAUAACCAUAGGCUAAGUUUUUUCUAAUUUACGAAUAUGGUGCAUCUGUCUCUUAAUGGUUGUAGUAGAACUUGUCUGACAAUUAUCUUUUUAUCAGUGAAUUGUUUUUUACACUUCAGUUAACAGGAUGUUAAACUUUGUACUGUUAAUAUAUCACUCACCACGUCUGUCUUCCUUUUGAGACAGAAAAAAUCAUAUUUACCCAAAUGUCAAACUAUAACUUUAAUUCCUUCAAUUAAAUGUAAACCA
This is a messenger RNA of Paralichthys olivaceus (Japanese flounder), 7021 nucleotides long. It is a transcript of the gene tubgcp6, whose product is annotated as tubulin gamma complex component 6. The record is from RefSeq and is a predicted model, not a curated record. Gene Ontology annotation, molecular function: microtubule minus-end binding; gamma-tubulin binding. Lineage: Eukaryota; Metazoa; Chordata; Actinopteri; Pleuronectiformes; Paralichthyidae. Gene Ontology annotation, cellular component: equatorial microtubule organizing center; gamma-tubulin complex; centrosome. Gene Ontology annotation, biological process: meiotic cell cycle; mitotic cell cycle; spindle assembly.